Molecule: messenger RNA, 2048 nt
Organism: Morone saxatilis (striped sea-bass)
Lineage: Eukaryota; Metazoa; Chordata; Actinopteri; Moronidae
Exons: 9
Coding region: 82-1275 (397 amino acids)
Source: RefSeq, a predicted model, not a curated record
AAGGAUUUCUGAGAACCCUUACAUCUACACAGACCACGCAGAGCUAAGGAAACGCGUAACAAAAGAUGAAGAGCAGAAAAGAUGGAGGCAGACGACAAUGACAACACAGCAGCUGGAGAAGGAGAGUCUGAAACUAAAUCUGUGACACCAGAUGACAAAGAUCAGAUGCAGGAGAGUGCAGCCAAAGCCCAGUUUGAUCCAGUGAAUGAAACUGGUGAAGCUCAAUACUCAGAGAAGAAUGAUGCAAGCACAGGAGGAGAGUCUGAAAUCAAGUCUGUACCAUCUGCAACCAGUGAGAAAGUGACACUUGUGUUGAUUGGUGACACAAAUUCCACUGAGAUUGGAUCAAAAAACCUCUUACUUGACCAUGACGAGCAAGCAAAUAUUGAACAGUUUUCAGCCAAACUGUAUGAUUUAUGUGGUCGACACAUCUCUGUCAUUAACAUGCUUGGUCUACAAAACAUUGACAAAUCCCCAUUUAAUCAGGGAAUUCAUGCCUUUCUCUUACUGUUACCAAAUGGUCAGCAUAACAGCCAGUACAGUUCAGGAGUGCAGUGGUUAGAAAAAGCUUUUGGGAAAAGAUCAGUUGCCUAUUUAAUGACAGUUGUGACUCAUGAGUCAGAUGAAAAAUGUGAAAGUGCAUUGACAGACCUGAAAGCCAACAGCAGUUUUGAUGAAAAAAGAUAUCAAACAUGUACAAAAAGUAUGAUGGAUGAAAAAGAGAUAAUCGCUCUGUUGGAAAAAAUAGAUGUCAUGGUCUCUGAAAAUGAUCCACACUGCUACACUGGACUGAUGUGUAAUAAAAAUAAAGAGCAGGAAGAACAUCUAGACCACAAAUCCCACGAAGAAGAAAGGAUUGAUUCCUCUGUGUCCCAGCAAAAUCAAACAGUAGAAGAGUCGGAGGAGAAUGAAACAGAAAUUAAAGUAAAGUGUGAUCCAGAGAAUGAACCUGGAGAUGUUCAAGACUCAGUGAAGUACGUAGACAACACAGGAGGAGAGUCUGAAAACAAGUCUGUGCCAUCUGCAACCAAGGAGAAAGCAGGAGAGGCUGAUGAAGUUAAAGAGGUCAGCAAUGAAAGCAGCAGUAAUAUGACUGAUCAGUCUAUGGAGGAGAGUGGUGCAGUGAAGGACGGUGGUCCAACAUGUCAGACUGUUUCAACAGUGACCAAAGAAUUGGACGAACUGGAUGAGAGCGCAGAAAAAACAGAGGUCAAGGUGAGAUCAUUUGGUCCUCAGUUUUCAUUUUCACACAGAAGUUGCUUUUUUAAAAUAUAACUACACCCUUCAAUUUUGCUAGCUCUCUUCCUCUCAGGAAAUUAAAACAAUGCAUCAGAGACUAAAAGUGCUUUGACUUUUGGGGGUGUGGCUUCAACGCUGACUAGAGUGAUUGACAGACUGUGUUCAUAGCAGGGUUGCAGGAACAGUGAGCUGGUAGUCAGGGCUAAUGAGGAGCUGCUGUCAGUGUCUCCGUGUGUGUGAGUCUGCUGAAGCUUUUACAGUCAUUAAAAGGACAUUCAUGGCUGUUUGUCAACGUUUCUGUUUGGUAUCUUUGUUGUAGCUUUAAUUGUCUGGUAUGUCUGUCUGUGGGAACUGCUAAUGUGUGAGAUCAAGGUAAAGAUUGUAGUCCGGUGGUUCUACUGCAGUCCAAACCAUUGCACAAAAAUACAAAAAUAUUAAGUAGAGGGUUAGCACAAACUAACAUAAAUGCCUGUGAAUUUUUUGCGUCUCGAUCAGUAUACAUUUAAAAAUGAAUGCAGCGGUUUCAUAGACUCUUUCUUUCACAGAGGUGGGCUGCCCUCCUCUGAUUAGAGGUCGUUAACACUCUUUUUUUAAAAUAUGUAAUAAUCUCAUGAUAUAAAGUAGUCCCAAACAGUCAACUCGAUCAGCAUUGGCCAUUUACAAGGUUCAGGGUGAUUUGUUUCAUCACAGUAUGGUCAUAUAAUUUAGUUUACAGUGUCAUAACCCAGCUCCUAGGCCAUGACAAAUACGGAGGACACAAGAGAUGGUAAGAAAUUUGUCAGUAACAUCAGUAAUGUAAAUGUGGAUGU